Paraglomus occultum is the source of this 228-nucleotide messenger RNA. The record is from the annotation of a GenBank genome assembly. NCBI's taxonomy places the organism in Eukaryota, Fungi, Glomeromycota, Glomeromycetes, Paraglomerales, Paraglomeraceae.
AUGCCAAAAUUUACUAAACCGUCUCAGAGUCGAAUGUACAAGGGUGGGUUUGAUAUAAAGGUUGAUAAACGUGAGGCAGCAUUAAUACUAAACCUGAAGGAAACUGGAUUGAGUCAGGCUAAAAUUAAAGAGGCUCAUCGUCGUAUUAUGCUUUUAAAUCAUCCUGAUCGUGGUGGAUCGCCUUACCUGGCGACCAAAAUUAACGAAGCAAAAGAUGUCUUGGAAAAG